Messenger RNA from Huiozyma naganishii CBS 8797, 648 nucleotides. RefSeq names its product DNA-directed RNA polymerase core subunit RPB5 (gene RPB5). The coding region runs from base 1 to 648 and encodes 215 amino acids. Lineage: Eukaryota; Fungi; Ascomycota; Saccharomycetes; Saccharomycetales; Saccharomycetaceae. The transcript has a single exon. The record is from RefSeq and is a predicted model, not a curated record. Gene Ontology annotation, biological process: DNA-templated transcription. Gene Ontology annotation, molecular function: DNA-directed RNA polymerase activity; DNA binding. Gene Ontology annotation, cellular component: RNA polymerase II, core complex; RNA polymerase III complex; RNA polymerase I complex.
AUGGAUCAGGAAAACGAGAGAAACGUGAGAAGGCUGUGGAGAACGUUCCGGACCAUCAAGGAGAUGGUCAAGGACAGAGGGUACUUUAUCACGCAGGAGGAGGUGGAGUUGUCCCUAGAGGAUUUCAAAGUGAAGUACUGUGACUCCAUGGGCAGACCACAGCGUAAAAUGAUGUCGUUCCAGGCCAACCCGAUGGAGGAGGCCAUCGCAAAGUUUCCUGAUAUGGGGUCUCUGUGGGUCGAGUUUUGCGACGAACCUUCCGUCGGUGUCAAAACGAUGAAAAACUUCGUCAUCCACAUCCAGGAGAAGAACUACCAAAUCGGGAUCUUUGUCUAUCAGAACAACGUCACGCCAAGCGCCAUGAAGCUGGUGCCCUCCAUACCCCCAGCCACCAUAGAAACCUUCCAUGAGACAUCGCUCGUCGUCAACAUCACGCACCAUGAGCUGGUCCCCAAGCAUAUCAAACUGUCCACGGACGAAAAGAAGGAAUUGUUGAAAAGAUACAGGCUGAAGGAGUCCCAAUUGCCAAGAAUCCAAAGGGCAGACCCGGUCGCGCUGUACCUUGGGCUCAAGAGAGGUGAGGUCGUCAAGAUCAUCAGAAAGAGUGAAACGUCCGGCCGUUACGCAAGUUAUAGAAUCUGUAUGUGA